Molecule: messenger RNA, 4963 nt
Organism: Corvus hawaiiensis (hawaiian crow)
Lineage: Eukaryota; Metazoa; Chordata; Aves; Passeriformes; Corvidae
Gene: TBX1
Product: T-box transcription factor 1
Exons: 7
Coding region: 1435-2931 (498 amino acids)
Biological process (GO): cell fate specification; regulation of transcription by RNA polymerase II; positive regulation of DNA-templated transcription
Cellular component (GO): nucleus
Molecular function (GO): RNA polymerase II cis-regulatory region sequence-specific DNA binding; DNA-binding transcription factor activity, RNA polymerase II-specific
Source: RefSeq, a predicted model, not a curated record
GUUAUGCAACCCCCAUCGCGACGGUAGCCACCGGCGCGCCCCUCGGCUCCGCCCGCCCCGUCGGGGCAUUUCCCCGGGACCUCGGUGCGGCUACCCGCCCGGAGGGACCGGCAUCGGGGCGCGGACCGGGACUGCUACUCGUACCCGGGCCGGGCCGGAGCCGGCGGGGCGGGCGCGUCGCCUUGCCCCGCGCCGAUGCGAAAGAAGGGCCCGGGGAACGCCGCGGCGCUCCGAGGAGCCGGUAGCGGGCGGUGAGUAGCGCCUCGUCCUCGCCGGGGCAGGGACGGGAACCGGGCGCGGCUCCCUGCCCAGACGGGCCGUGCAGGUGCUGCCGACGGAGCGGGCUCUCACGCUGGGCUGGGCAGGAGUUCGCCUGCCGCCUCGCUCGUUGCUGUCCGUUUUCCCCGCUUUUUUUGGUGAAGGAAAUGCUCGAACUCUGGCGGGUGCUUUGGGAGUUUGGUGGCCCGGGGCUGGGGAGGGUCCCAUCCGAGCGAAGCGGCCGGCAGUACCUGCGCCCGCAGCGCACCCUGACGUGCCCAGACCCCGCCUGUUGCGGCGGCUCAGACUGCAGGUCCCCGCGGCCACCGAGCCCCGCGGUGCAUGAGAGCUGGAGGAAAAGAGCGAUCUUUUCUCUCGGUGCCGGACAUCCGUAGCGUGACGCCGGGCUCGGCUCGGCUCGGCUCGGCUCUUCCCUUCCCGUCUGCCGGCUCCCGGCGCCGUGAUUGACACCGCCGGCCCCUCCGCCCGCCCCGCAGCACAUCCCAUCCCUCCCCGGCGGCCGCUCGCCGUGCCCGGGAGGCGGGGAAGGGCCUCCCCAGCCCUUUGACACCGUCUCGGCAGGAGUUUCACUUCGCUUUCGCCGCCGCCGCCGCCGCCACUUCUGCAGGCAAACACCCCCGGCUUCCAUGUGACGCCUCCCAGCCACUGAAUGGGGAAAGCGCCUAUAAGGGAGACACUUUCCCUUCGUGCAGGAGAAAAGGAGGGGACGAGGGGGGCAGAAGCAGGAGGUGGUGGUUGAGGGGAAGAGAAGACAGAAAAUAAAUUAAUAAAUCUCAGGGAACGAAUUGGGGGGGAGGGGGGGAGAGAAAUUGACACUCCGGGAAAGAAAUUAGUGGGAUUAUUUAUUUGUUGCCCCCCGGUCUCCUCUCGCUGACAGAGCUCGGUCCGCCGUUGCGGUGCUCGGCGCUGGCUACAAAGGGCCCCGGGGAAGUUUCUUGCUCCCAACGCCCUUCCCGGGGGGGCAGAGGGUUUAGGUUGUUUUCUGUUGGAUUUAUUUUUUUUAAAUUUCCCUUCCCCACCCCCCGUCUGGAAGGAGGGGGUCUCGUUCGCACCUCCCUGGAUGGUGCGGUAGAAAGGAGGGGAGUGAGGGGGUGGGAGGGGGGGCUCGUGGUGGGAGGCUGCCGCGCCUGCUUCUCCUGCAUUGGUGUCUCCCCUAUGGACGAAAACAGCCCUCUGUCUCCCAAGGCAAAUGCUUUCAGUAUCGCCUCUCUGAUUUCAGUCGCCGCCGCCGAGCAAGCAGGGAAAGGAGCGCUGGAGGAGCGCCGCGGCGGCCGCAGCGCGCCCGCCCGCCCCGGCUGCCGCCCGGAGAAGAUGCACUUCAGCACCGUCACCAGGGACAUGGAAGCUAUCUCCAGCCCCUGGCUCACCCAGCUGUCCCAUUUUUGCGAUGUUGCAGCUUUCACGGCCAACAGCCUGAGCAGCCUGAACGCCUCCGGGGGGUACCACCUCUCCCCUUCCCCGGGGGACCCGUACGGACAGCAUGAGCCGCCGCACUACGAGCCCUGCACGGCUCAGCAGCACCCGCACCCGCCGCCCCAGCCCCAGCACGGCUACCCUUUCGGCGGGGCGCCGGCGGCGGCCGGGACCAACCCGCCGCCCCCAGGCCCCGAGCAGCCCGAGGGCGCCGGGGGAGCCGCUGCGGGGCCGGCCACAGUCUCGGGCUGCUCCGCGGGGUCGGCCACCGCGGCCAAGGCGCCGGUGAAGAAGAAUCCGAAGGUGGCCAACGUGAGCGUCCAGCUAGAGAUGAAGGCGCUGUGGGACGAGUUCAACCAGCUGGGCACCGAGAUGAUCGUCACCAAGGCAGGCAGGCGCAUGUUCCCCACCUUCCAGGUGAAGAUAUUCGGGAUGGACCCUAUGGCUGACUACAUGCUCCUCAUGGAUUUCGUCCCGGUGGAUGACAAGCGAUACCGAUACCAGCCGCGUUUUCACGUGGUCUACGUGGACCCCCGGAAAGACAGCGAGAAGUACGCGGAGGAGAACUUCAAAACUUUCGUCUUCGAGGAGACGCGUUUCACGGCAGUGACCGCCUACCAGAACCACCGGAUCACGCAGUUGAAGAUCGCCAGCAACCCUUUUGCCAAGGGAUUCAGAGACUGUGACCCUGAGGACUGGCCCAGGAACCACAGGCCAGGGGCUCUUCCUCUCAUGAGUGCUUUUGCCAGAUCCCGGAAUCCAGUCUCUUCCCCAGCCCACCAGAAUGGGACAGAGAAAGAUGCUGCCGAGAGCCGGCGGGAGUUCGAGCGGGAGGCGGGCGGGACGGCGCUGCACCAGGCCGAGGCCGCGCACCAGCAGCUCAUGUCCCGCGUGCUCAGCCCCGCGCUGCCGGGCGGAGGCGGCGGGCUGGUGCCGCUGGCCGGGGCGCCCGGGGGCCGGCCCAGCCCGCCGCACCACGAACUGCGCCUGGAGCCCGCCACGUCGGAGCCCCUGCAUCACCAUCCCUACAAGUACCCGCCGGCGGCAGCCGCCGCCUACGACCACUACCUGGGGGCGAAGAGCCGGCCCGCCCCCUACCCCCUCCCCAGCAUCCGCGGGCACAGCUACCACCACCAUCACCACCACCAUCACAUGAACGCGGCGGCGGCGGCGGCGGCGGCCGCCAACAUGUACUCGCCGGCCGGGGCGCCCGCCGGCUACGACUACGGGCCCCGGUAACGGGGCACCGGCGCCACGAGAGACACCGCGCUCCCCCUUCCCGCCUUUCCCUCACCUCCCGCCUUACGAGUGAGCUGGUUGGCCAGCUUGCCCUGAUCGACAGCCGGACAGCCCAAUCGCCAGCAGCCGGGCCCCGACCCGCGCCUCGCCCUGCGGGGGCUGUGAGGGCGGAGGUGCCGGGAGCUCCAUCGCGGUGUGACCCGCGGCUGCACUUUGAUAAAUGAAGCCAUAUGUCCUUAUCUCCCUGUUCCCCAGCGCCUCCAUUCGUGCCGGGCACCGAGGACCGUCGGGCGGCUGGGAUGCGGUGGGAGGACGGGGAUGCGGCAGCGGUGAAGUGGGUUGUCCCCUCUCACUCAACCGCCGGCUGUUCUGAUGGAGGUUUGGUGUUACCGCCGGUGUUGGCGGUGCCCACGGGUGUUUUCUGCCCACGGGGCCUGUGCGUGAGCACCGAGCAGGGGCUGUGGGGCCGGCUGUGAGCCGCGUGUCGUCCUGCAUAUGUCGGUGUCAGUCUGUCCCAACCCAGGGCACCCCGAGGGCUCGGUCACAGAUGGCUCAGGUGGUUCUUUGAGGAGAUUUCUUGGGGGAAGCAGAAUUUAGUUUAAGGGAACGCUUUGAAUCCUCACUGCCAGAACAAAUUUUCCACUUCUCCUCCGGCUCUGACCCACUCGUAAGUUUUGGGGUUCACUGCGAUGCCGUAACCAUAGCAGCACUUUCUGGCGCUGUUGAGACUGGCCUGUGGCCAAGAGCACAGCCACGUGCAGCUGUGUUUGCAUCUUGUUUUCCCAACAAUACAUGCAAAGGUUUAAAAACCAGCCUGGGGGUGAGGGAAUAUCUGCAAAGUUCAGGCUCUGUGUUCUCACCUGCUUCCCAGGCAGCCUCUCGCAGUCCUGCCUUCACGCAUCCUUUCACAAGCUCUUGAAUGCUCUCCCGUGGAGGUGCCUUUUAGAGGGAUUUCAGGGUGUUUUUUCUCAGACUGCCUCACCCCUUAUAUUUGGCUGACCCAAACUGCAGUAGUCCUAAAGCACCUAUUCUGCACUACCUGCUUGCUGCAUCUUCCCUCUUAAUGCUGGUAAGUACUUUUUUUCUUUUUUAAUCUCUUCAUUCAGUAGUCAUUCCUUACUGUUAAAAAGAUGGCCCUGUUCAUCACAGUUUCCCCAGUGAUGUGUUUUGAAUAGUUAGCUUGUGUUUUUGUCAGAUACUCAUAGAAGGCAGUCCCUUUGUGUUCAGAGAAGGUAUUGAGCAGCUCCUCAGCUGUGUUGGUAUACAGUAUUAUGAACACUUUACCGAUUCUUCCACAUGACUCUAUUAAAAGAUGGGGGUUUUUUCCUCUAAAAUAAUCUAUUAAUCCAUGUUUGUGCAUUUUCAUUACAAACCCUUUAAAACAUGUUCUUUCCCUUGUGCAAGUGGCAGUGUUAAUAGCAAUGUUUAUUUUGUCUCUGGCAGUGGGCUUUGGGCUUCCAAAACCUUUUUGGAAAGGUUUAAGAAGGGAUACAGGCUACCAUGAAUAUUUUAUGUAAUUUUUUUUCUGUUAAAAAAUAUAUCUGGAUGCAUAAAAAAAGACUUGUGCAAGAAAUAUGUAUUUUAUUUGACAUUUGCAGUGAAUUGUGAGAUUCUUAGUGUCUGACUAAACCAUAAUUAAUGUUCUCAGAAUGGCUGAUGUAAAAUAGCCUUGUGCUUAUUAUUAGUCAGUGGGAAAUGGCUCUCGGAUGUGCUCUAUUGCUUUGCCGCUGUUAUUUCAGAGUUUUCGGUAUGAUUUGUUAUCUGUAAACUGAUUAGUGCCAAAGAUUUGGUCAAACUUUUAAUGAAGUUGUUAUAUUUAUUAUUUCCUUCAAAGAUUAUACAAACACUUUUUUUUUUUCUUGAUAGUUGCAGUGUAGGAAAAAAGUGAAGACAACCAAAGAAUCAUAUCUGCAAACAGUGUAGAUACAUGUAGAUAUUUGUAGAUAUAUGUAGAUAAUCUUAUUUCAUUUAAAUUGAAAAGACAUUGGACAGUGACAUUUAUAAAUACUUUUCCUCUUCUUUCUUUCCUUCA